Molecule: messenger RNA, 567 nt
Organism: Oppiella nova
Lineage: Eukaryota; Metazoa; Arthropoda; Arachnida; Sarcoptiformes; Oppiidae
Source: the annotation of a GenBank genome assembly
AUGUCAUUUACAGGGAAACUGGAUGAAGACUUAGACUCGGCGCGAAAUCAACUGAUCCAAGACUGGGCAUCGCUAUCAUCACUACUCAAGAGUCAACCACUGGAAAGGAUAGCCGAUUACUUCGGUGUGAAAGUAGCCAUGUAUUUCGCAUGGGUUGGCUUCUACACCAAGAUGUUGGUGCCCGCCUCAGUCAUUGGUCUCAUAUGCUUCAUAUACGGCGUGUCGACCCUCAGCGCCGACGUACCCACCCGUCAGUUAUGCGAAAACGACGACACGUAUAUGUGCCCCAUAUGUAGCCAUAACUGCAACUACACGCUACUGUCCCAGUCGUGCUCCUACAUGAAGGGCUCUUACCUGUUGGACAAUUACGGAACUGUAGUGUUCGCCGUGUUUAUGAGCCUUUGGGCCACAUUUUACUUGGAAAUGUGGAAACGAUAUUCCGCUAAAAUCACGUACAAAUGGGAUUUGUCUGACUUUGAUGCUCAUGAAGAGUACCCCAGACCUGAAUAUCUAGCCCGUUUGGCGGCGAACCAGAAGUCUAAGCGCAAACUGAAUGUCGUGACCCGC